AUAAAAGCAAAUAACCAAGUUAACCCAGGCUUUCCUUUCAGCAAUCUUAAUGGAAGACCAAGUAAUGCAGUUUAGGGGCAGAUAACCAUAGGUGCUUUGUGACCUCUUUGGUGGCUUCUUUCCUGGCACAGACCCACGGCUGGGGCCAUUCUGGUCUCUGAAGAGUAGGCAGGGUUUUCCUGAGUAGGGAGUGGUUGCUAGAAGCCUUGGAAAUAGGGAUAUUUAUAGGCAUUGGGAGAGGGCAUUGGGGCCAGGGUCAACUCAUUUGGAGUAUGUGUUCUCCUUGUCCCUUGGGAACCUGCUUUUGCUGCUGCGGCAGAAUUAAUCAGGGGUAUAAAUGUGUCAGAAGGGAGCUGGAGCUCAGUUAGUGAUUGCAGUGAACGUGUGAAACUUGAUUCAAAGCCGAGACUGAAGCACUGAUCAUUGAGUGCAACACUGAUGGUGGUGGCAAUGAGGAUGACCGAGCGGCCGCCCAGCGAGGCGGCACCCAGUGAUACUCCGAUCGAGGGACCGGACGCGGCCGAGACCCGCAUGGCCCCCCCGCACCUGGUCCUGCUGAACGGCGUCGCCAAGGAGACGGGCCGCGCAGCCCCCGCCGAGCCCCCGGUCAUCGAGCUGGGCGCGCGCGGCGGCCCGGGGGGCGGCCCCGCCGGCGGGGGCGGCGCCACCAGGGACUUAAAGGGCCGCGACGCGGCGCCCACGGCGGCCAGCGAAGCGCGCCACCGGGUGCCCACCACCGAGCUGUGCCGACCUCCCGGACCCGCCCCGGCCCCCGCGCCAGCCUCGGUCCCCGCGGAGCUGCCUGGGGACGGCCGAAUGGUGCAGCUGAGCCCGCCGGCGCUGGCGGCCCCCGCCGGCCCGGGCCGCGCGCUGCUCUACAGCCUGGGCCAGCCGCUGGCUUCGCUAGGCAGUGGGUUUUUUGGGGAGCCUGAUGCCUUCCCUAUGUUUACUACAAACAACCGAGUGAAGAGGAGACCCUCCCCCUACGAGAUGGAGAUUACCGAUGGUCCUCACACCAAAGUCACCCGUCGGAUCUUCACCAACAGCCGGGAGCGAUGGCGGCAGCAGAACGUGAACGGCGCGUUUGCAGAGCUCCGAAAACUGAUUCCUACACACCCCCCAGACAAGAAGCUCAGCAAGAAUGAGAUCCUCCGCCUGGCCAUGAAGUACAUCAACUUCCUGGCCAAGCUGCUCAAUGACCAGGAGGAGGAGGGCAUCCAGCGGGCCAAGCCUGGCAAGGACCCUGUGGUGGGGGCUGCUGGUGGAGGGGCUGGGGGUGGCGCACCUACAGAUGACCUUCUGCAGGACGUGCUUUCCCCCAACUCCAGCUGUGGCAGUUCCCUGGAUGGGGCAGCUAGUCCGGACAGCUACACAGAGGAGCCAGCUCCCAAACACACCGCCCGCAGCCUCCACCCCUCGCUGCUGCCUGCCGCUGAUGGGGCCGGCCCACGGUGAUGGGACUGGGACUGCUCAGGACCAGCCAACAGGGGCCUUUAGGCCGUAGGGAUGGUGGACCAUUGGGCACCAUGGGCUAAGAAGCAGGGCAGUGGACUUGACGAACUUCCCUCCAGUCUGAACUUGAGCAAGCCCUAACUGACCCUAGGCUGGCUUUUUUCUAUUUCCUGCCUCAGAGGGAGAACAGGAAAAUGGAGUGGAGUGGUAGGUACUUUUUCUGAAGAUGGCACGGUCUUCUCCCUUCCCCAAAGUCCCUAAGACUUCCCAAAUAAGGGGCCUAAGUGUCACUGCUUUUGGCCUGGAGUUUUGGAGCCCUGUCUUUGCUGAAAGCUGGAGUUGUCAGCUGUCACCUAAGGUGUCCAGAAACUUCUGCCUUGCCUUUCAUCCCUCCUGAGCUGACUGGAGUGGCUUCUGUGGCUACUUCUGUCCCAAUGUAUAGGUACCCAAGAGCUGUCCAUUUUUUUGAGCCCGGUCUUUCCCCAGUCUCGUGUUGAUCUAUCCAGCUUGCCAGCGGCUGCAGAUUCACAAGCCUCGAGGUGCCUUCUUCAGGGCCUGGCUGACAGCCUACUCUGGACUAGCUGGACCAGAGAGUCAGGAAAUUCAGAAGCUCUGACUUCUUAUCCUGGGGGAUCAGAAACCUGCUUUCUUCCCACUGACACUUGCCUUCCUAUCCUGUGGCUAUGGAGAUGAAUAUGCCCUAUUGGGCUUUGUGCCAAGGCAAGGGAAGGGAAAGGGAAAUGGAACAAGUUCAGCUCUUGCACAUCACUGUUGAUGUUGGUGAGCAGAUGGCAGUGUGCUGAUGGCACAGGUUCGUGCUGGGAGACUUGCAGCCCAUAUGUGUUCUCGAGGCCCAGAGGGAGGUUCCUCCUGCAAGAUGUCUAUUGGUUGCUGGUCUGUUCUUCCUUCUGAAUUGAGCACUAACUCUGUCCAAUUCUUUGUAUUUGGAAGUUUUGCUUGACUUUAGUUAGGCCUUGAUGUGACCCAGGAUAUGCAGCCCUACUGUAUGUCCUGAAGAAUCCAGUGAGAGACCAGGCCCUGACUAAGACCCAGACAUAUACAUAUUCAUUAGCAGGACCUUAAAGAUCCCUUAAUUGUGCAGUUUUCACUCAUUGAAGGUGCAGCUGGGAAGUUGAUUUAAUGCAAUAGGAAUGCCCUUGCCAAAAGUUGUAUAGAAAGUUGUUUUUUUUUAAUCAUUCAUUUAAAAAAGAAGUAACUACUAUAAGCCCUUUUGUAAAGUGGAGCAUCCUUUUGUAGUAUGGACCACUGCCCCCUUGUUUAUCUCCUGUGUUGAUCGAGAUGCUGGGUCAUGGUUUUCUGAAGUCUAGGCCUACUCUAUUCCAAGCCCAUGGAAUAAACCACACUAAAGUCACGUGGAUCUUUCAUUGUACUCUGCAGUCACCUAACCCUUCCACUAAACUCUUCCUAGUGAAAAUAUCCAAUGGCCAAUUCCUGUCAUGCAAGGACCAUCACUGAGGCUGUGGGAAACCUUUCCUCUUCUGAGCCUUAACCCAGUAGCUUGCUUCUACCAUGUUGGGGCCUUGAAAACAACCCUAAGCAAGCAAGGAAUGAUCCCUGCCCCCUCCCCUUUUUAGGUUGUGAGGUCCAGUUCUUGGGCCUGGGGACAAUAUGGCUGACUAAUUGAAGCAUUCUGAUUCUGCAUCUCAAUUCAGAAUCGCUAAACUAUUGUAAUGAACAUGAAGGUGAGUUUUUCCCCCCCCAGUGCUUGGGAGAUGCUUGGCAGUAUCUCACCUUGAUGAAGAUGGAACCACUGUUCUAGGCUUUAAGGCUGUGCUUACUUCUAGUGGAUUAUCUUGGCUUGGGAAUGAAUGAACUCCAGUUUAAUGUGAUAGGAUGGGUAGUUGGGUUUUAUGAGAUGGACUAUACAUUCUAUUAAGUCAAGCUUUUUAGUUACCUCUGCAGACUAACAAUGUGACUAGGAUAAGGCAUCUGUCAGUUUUCUCAUAAGUACCUGGCUUGGUCCUCUCUUGAAUAAAUAUGGUAAUGAAAGUGGAAGUGUUUUGAGACCAUAAAGAACUUUGUUGUGGGCUGGGGUAUAUAUAGCUCAGUGGUAGAGCACUUGACUAGCAUGCAUGGUAUUCUACGUUCAUGAGAUUCUAGAUUCUUUUUGAUGUAGCAUCAGAAAAAAAGGCUCUGUUGCCCUCUCCAUACCAAACCUGCUGGGAGGUUAAGUCCAAACCGUGGACAGUUGGCAUUGGGUAGUUGAGAUGACAAAUUGCUUUUGCCUGAGUUUUCUAGAUCCUCCAGGCUGAGUUUUUGGUUUUUUUUGGUUUUGUUUGUUUGUUUUUGCCAGUCCUGGGGCUUGAACUCAGGACCUGAGCACUGUCCCUGGCUUCUUUUUGCUCAAGGCUAACACUCUACCACUUG
This is a messenger RNA of Perognathus longimembris pacificus (Pacific pocket mouse), 3840 nucleotides long. RefSeq names its product TAL bHLH transcription factor 1, erythroid differentiation factor (gene Tal1). The record is from RefSeq and is a predicted model, not a curated record. Bases 439 to 1455 code for a protein of 338 amino acids. Lineage: Eukaryota; Metazoa; Chordata; Mammalia; Rodentia; Heteromyidae. The transcript has 4 exons. Gene Ontology annotation, biological process: regulation of transcription by RNA polymerase II. Gene Ontology annotation, molecular function: protein dimerization activity; RNA polymerase II cis-regulatory region sequence-specific DNA binding; DNA-binding transcription factor activity, RNA polymerase II-specific.